AUGGAGAGCAAGGUGGGAAAGAGGAAUCACAGCAUGGGCAGAGAGGUCAUUCUGCUGGGACUUUCUGACCAGCGAGAGCUGCAGUGGCUCAUUUUUGUGGUGUUUUCCUUGGUCUAUGCUGUGACUGUGCUGGGAAACCUCACUAUAAUCACACUGGCCUCCUUGGACUCUCAACUGCACACCCCUAUGUACUUUUUCCUCAGCAACCUGGCCUUCUUGAACUUGUGCUAUGUUUCUAUUGUGGUCCCGAAAAUGCUGACUAACAUCCUGACAGGGAGCAAGAGCAUUUCCUAUGAGCUGUGUGCAGCGCAGGUCUGCAUCGCUUUGAUCCUGGGCUCCACUGAAUGCCUCAUCCUCAUGGUGAUGGCUUUUGACCGCUAUGUAGCCAUAUGCAACCCCCUGCACUACAAUACUGUCAUGGACAGGAGAGUGUGCAUCAACCUGGCAGCAGCAUCAUGGGCAAUUGGCAUCCUGGCAACAGCCAUUCCUUCACCUUUCUUGUGGCCAGUGCUGUGUGGCCCCAAUGUCAUCAAUCAUUUCUUCUGUGAAACCCCAGCCCUGAUCAAGUUAUCCUGUGCGGACACCUCCAGCACAGAGAAAAUGAUGUUUAUAGGGGGUUUCUUCACCCUCAUGGUCCCUCUCUUCCUUGUCCCGAUUUCUUACAUUGGCAUCAUUCGGGCUAUACUGAAGAUUGGCUCUGCUGUGGGGCGCCAGAAAGCCUUCUCCACAUGCUCCUCUCACAUGACUGUGGUGACCAUAUUCUAUGGGACGGGGAUGUUCAUGUACAUGCAGCGCCAGGCACAGCACUCCCCAGACAAGGACAAGUGGUUUCUGUCUUCUACGCUGUUCUCAACCCCAUGCUGA
Alligator sinensis (Chinese alligator) is the source of this 864-nucleotide messenger RNA. RefSeq names its product olfactory receptor 2B6-like. Gene Ontology annotation, molecular function: olfactory receptor activity; G protein-coupled receptor activity. The transcript has a single exon. Gene Ontology annotation, cellular component: membrane. The record is from RefSeq and is a predicted model, not a curated record. Bases 1 to 864 code for a protein of 287 amino acids. Gene Ontology annotation, biological process: G protein-coupled receptor signaling pathway. NCBI's taxonomy places the organism in Eukaryota, Metazoa, Chordata, Crocodylia, Alligatoridae.